GCAAGCUUUCGUCCUGGCAGCAUGCAUACAAUCUCAAAAGCAGCGGUCUUCGCGAAGCGGCGGGUGAACUUCUGCGCUAGAAACUGCUCCCGCACAAAAGCUCGCGCUGCAGCGGUCAGGCAUAACGUCGUAGUUGGGUGGAAGGAACAGCUGAAGAAUGCGUUGGACGGUGUCACUUCGCGUGGCACGUUCGCAGUGACCGGCACUGUCGAUGGGCCACUGCCUGAGAUGCGAGUGCGAGGCGUGGGAAACCUGGCACUCCCCAUCGGUGCUAGACAAGCCAGAGACCUGGUCUUCGCGGGCCAGCCCGCGCCCUACGGCAAGGGAUCCAAAACGGUGAUAGACCCGGCUGUGCGCAAUGCUAUUCAACUUGAAGCGCACCGUGUGCGCUUCUCAAAGGACUGGGAUGAGACUCUCAGCCGUCUCACCAUCGACGUCGCGGCCAAGCUGGGCCUGUCUGGCGGCGGUGCGACUGUGGAGGCGCGGCUUUACAAGCUGCUGGUGUACGAGCGUGGCGGGCAUUUCCGGGCCCACCGUGACACGGAGAAGGAGCCGGGCAUGUUCGGCACCCUGCUGGUGCAGCUACCGGUGGAGGGCGGCCACACCGGCGGGACGCUGGCAAUCCGCCACCUGGAAUUCGAGGUGGAAUGGGACACGGCCAACGGCGCCUCUCAGACGGGGAUGGGCUGGCUGGGCAUUGGGCAGGCGCAGCGGGCCCUUAAGUACGCCGCGUUCUACGCCGACUGUGAGCACGAGCUGUACGAAGUCGAGUCUGGGCUGCGUGUGGUUCUGGCGUACAACUUGGUGCGUGUGGAGCAGAAGGCGGCCGCCGCGAAACCUGCUGCUGCUAGCGGCGGCGCUACCGGGGCUGCGGGUGUAGCAGCCACUGCUGAAAAGGCGCAAGUGGCGUGCCCGGCAGUGAGCGUGGCCUCCCUCACAGCAGUGACGGAGGCGGUGCGCGCGUGGGAGGCUGCGGGCCCCGUGGCGCAGCCGAUGGUAGCGCUGCCUCUGGCGCACAAGUAUACGGAGGCAAACCUGGGCUUCGGCACGCUCAAGGGAGAUGAUGGUGCCAAGGUGCAGGCGCUGCUACAAUGCCCGCUGCUGGAUGUGCAUCUGGUACUGUUUGGCAAGCAGGUCGAUGGCAAAGGCAACAUGUUCUACUCGUACGACGGCUCUGAUGAUGAGGAGCAGAUGGAGAGCGUGGACUGGAACUGCAUAGACGUGAAGGCCUGUGUUUCUCCUCUGUUCGGCGAGUUACCGGAUUACGAUGACGCAAUGGGCUUUGGCCGUCGGCUCGAGGACAGCCUGCUAGCUGGCGAUAAGAUCUUCCCGAAUGACCUGAAGCCGGACAACCGGAAGUUUACGCCCUACACGGGGAACGAGGGCCCACGCCUCACGUACUGGUACCACCGCGCCCUGGUGGUGGCGUGGCCGCGCUCGCGCCGGGCGCAGCUUGCCGUUGUGCCGGGCAGCAUUGCAAGCGCGGUGGCUGUGGCAAAGCAGUGCCUGUCCCAACUUCGCGGGAGCGGCGGUGAUGGUGGAGGUGGAGGGGGCGAUGUUGCCGCCGCUGCCGCAGGCGCCACAGCGGCCGCUGCGCCGCCUGCUGCUGCCCACACCACCGCCGCAGCAGGUGCGGGCAGCAGCAGCGAUGCGCCGUCGACACAGUGGAGCUGCACCGGCGGGGCACACCUGCAGCAAUACCUGCAGCAGCUGGAGGAGCGGCAGCCGCACCAGGUGGAUGACAGCCGCAAGCAGGCGGACGCGGAGCUGGCGCUGCAGGCGGUGCUGGACUGCGCCGUAAAGGCGGCGGCGGCGCCAAAGCAGGAGGCGGAGGGCGAGGAAGAGGAGGAGUAUACAUAUUACUCCAAUGUAGAGGUUUGGCAGACUGGGGAGGAUAUGCUGUCAAAGCGGGCGGGAGAGCAGUGGCCGACCGGGGAGUUGGCGCUGCAGGCACUGGCGCUCCUCAGCUCGCCGGCGCCGGCGGAGCUGCUGGGGAAGCCUUGGCAGCAGCAUGCGUGCGUGCAGGUGGUGCAGAGCAUGGCAGCUGCUGCUGUGCCUCCCGCCGAAGCCAAACGCUUUGCGGACCUGAUGCAUAAGGGCCUGCCGGCGGUCAUUGCAUCCGCCGCCGCCACUCUCGCGUCAACCGCCUUCGAUGAUGCUGUGGUGGAGCUGGUCGCGCGGCAGGCACCGCAGCAGCUGCAGGGCUGCUACCAGCUGUUGGUGCAGGAAGCCCUGCCGAAGGCGUUGCGUGAGAGGAUGGUGCAGGCCUUCAACACUGCGGUCUUCGGCGGCACUGAGGUGGUGGCGGCUGGGGCCGCCGGCAGUGGCACCGCCGCUGCUGCUGCUGUGCCAAGCGGCGGCGGCGGAUGCAUCGCGCAGCUGCAGCCGGCAGACGUGUGCUUCCUGGCGGGGCUCGUGUUCGCAACAGCAGCAGAGGGCACCGCCGGCGGCGGGAGCGCCGCCGCGGCGGCGGCAGCGGCAGCGACAGGAGGAGCAGCAGGAGGCGCGGCGCCUUGCCGGGGCAUGGCGGGCGCCUUCACUGCGGCAGUGCUGCGCCGCGGCGACUGCCAGGCACUGCUGCAGGCGCUGUUGAAGGAGGAGGCGGUGCGACAGGCGCUGUCCACUCAGCAGCAGCUGCGGGAGCCGGCGGCGUUGCAGCUGGCCGUGGCCCGUGCGCAGUACCUGGAGCCGCGGGUGCUGCCCGGGCCCCCCGAGGAUGACUUGUCAAUGCCUGGAGCAACCAGCAACGAUGCCAGGGUGACAAACUUCCUCGGCAGCCCCGACACGGCGAGGGAGUUCUCGGGCUUUCAUAGCGUGGCGAACGCGCUGCGGUGGGCGCAUGACGUCGUUAAAGGCGACGGGCGAUACGGGCGAGCCCACGCGAUCCAGACCGUUGCUGUUGUCGGCACGGACGACGACGCCGCGGCCGUGGUGGUGAUGACCAAGCACCGCGGCAUGAACAUGCAGCGGCUGGCGCUGUACAAGGCGGAGGCGGAGGAGCUGGCGGAGCUGCAGGCGCUGCUGGGAUAGCUACGAUGCUGGGUGUGUGUUGUGAUGUAUGGAAUGACGGGAUGGAGGAUCAGGAGGAUCAGCUAGACCGGGUGGCACUGCUGGGUAUUGGACAUGGCGGACCGGCUGGCGCCGGGUAGGGUGCGAACUUUGGUGCCAUGUUUAGGCAUGCUUGCACUCGUAUGGCACAAUGGCUUUGGUGGAUGAAGUAAGACUGGACCCGUGGAACCUGCUGCGUUUGCUGGGUUGGCAGCAUGCAGCAGCUCGCGGGGGGCCCGGUGGACGAAGGGGUGAAGGGCGGGGUGAGGAGCAUAGUUGAUCGGGGGAGCGUGGACAUAAUGCCGACAGGGGCGGGUCCCGGAUAGCAGGGACACCAGGCUGGCAGAGUGGCAGUCGAUGGUCUGGCAUACGGCACGGUUUGUGAAUAAUGUGUAAUGUUGCUGCCGG
Molecule: messenger RNA, 3456 nt
Organism: Chlamydomonas reinhardtii
Lineage: Eukaryota; Viridiplantae; Chlorophyta; Chlorophyceae; Chlamydomonadales; Chlamydomonadaceae
Exons: 5
Coding region: 229-3030 (933 amino acids)
Source: RefSeq, a predicted model, not a curated record